AUGAACUGGGGAUUUCUCCAGGGGAUCCUGAGCGGCGUGAACAAGUACUCCACAGCGCUGGGCCGCAUCUGGCUGUCGGUGGUCUUCAUCUUCCGGGUGCUGGUGUAUGUGGUGGCGGCGGAGGAGGUGUGGGAUGACGAGCAGAAGGAUUUCAUCUGCAACACCAAGCAGCCCGGCUGCCCCAACGUCUGCUAUGACGAGUUCUUUCCCGUGUCCCACGUGCGCCUCUGGGCCCUGCAGCUCAUCCUGGUCACCUGUCCUUCCCUGUUAGUGGUCAUGCAUGUGGCCUAUCGCGAAGAGCGAGAGAGGAAACACCGCCUCAAACAUGGGCCCGACGCCCCGGCCCUGUACAGCAACCUGAGCAAGAAGAGGGGCGGCUUGUGGUGGACGUACCUGCUGAGUCUCAUCUUCAAGGCUGCUGUGGACUCGGGAUUCCUCUAUAUCUUCCACUGCAUUUACAAGGACUACGACAUGCCCCGUGUGGUAGCUUGCUCUGUGCAGCCCUGCCCCCACACCGUGGACUGUUACAUCUCCCGACCCACGGAGAAGAAGGUCUUCACCUACUUCAUGGUAGUCACAGCAGCCAUCUGUAUCCUCCUCAACCUCAGUGAGGUCGCCUAUCUGGUGGGCAAGAGAUGCAUGGAGGUCUUCCGUCCCCGGCGCCGGAAAACUUCCAGGAGGCACCAGCUACCCGAUACGUGCCCACCGUAUGUGAUCUCCAAAGGUCACCCCCAAGAUGAGAGCACCGUCCUGACAAAGGCCGGGAUGGCCACAGUGGAUGCUGGCCGGAGUUCCAAGUAUCGGCAGCACCGCGCUCGUCUCACGUGGGACUUGCCAACAGACGCCCGACAUCCCCGGAGGACUGCGGACCCUCGCAAGGCAGGAGCAGCAGCCCCCGCACACCACAUGUACAGUAAGAGGAAAAUAAAUUCCCACUGAGACAUAGGCUGGUCUCAGCUUUAAUCAGAGAAGCCCCUCUUUGAAAAUGAAUGCAGUGACCUGUGCCUAUACAAGAGACGGAGAAUAAAGAAUGGUUAAGGGCUAAGUCCUGAAUGAGACAUUUAAACCAUCCCCUCAAGCUUCGUGGGAUUCUUCAGAAGAGGGUCCAGAGAGACAGGAAGAAAGGCUGCAAAAUGCCACCUGUUAAGCAUGCUAUGGCCAUGACAAUAAUGACGAACUCAUAAGCACCACGCCUAGCGGGACUAGACCUACGUGAGUCAACCCCACCCAACGGUCAGCCUAGCUGGCAAGGGGCCCGCAGAGCACCACCACUUGCUGUUGAUCUAUUGAUCUGUCUGGUCUAUUGAUCUGUAACGGAGAAGUGGAGAUAGAUACCUAGUCUGCACCCACUGCUGGGCUCUCCGGGUCUGAUGAAUAGUUCCAAAUCCAAGGGCACACAGAUGGUCCUUGUCGAACUCCGGAGGCCACAAAAUGAAAUGGAAAGUGAAGAAUACAGAAAAGAGAUUUGCAGGGGAUUAGAGGGCUGGUAGGGUUAAGAGGGACCUAAGAGAGGCUAUGGGGGUGAGAGUAAUCAGAAUAUACUAUAAACGUGU
Molecule: messenger RNA, 1553 nt
Organism: Rattus norvegicus (Norway rat)
Lineage: Eukaryota; Metazoa; Chordata; Mammalia; Rodentia; Muridae
Source: RefSeq, a predicted model, not a curated record